Molecule: messenger RNA, 2036 nt
Organism: Echinops telfairi (small Madagascar hedgehog)
Lineage: Eukaryota; Metazoa; Chordata; Mammalia; Afrosoricida; Tenrecidae
Gene: ZNF32
Product: zinc finger protein 32
Exons: 2
Coding region: 1036-1857 (273 amino acids)
Biological process (GO): regulation of transcription by RNA polymerase II
Cellular component (GO): nucleus
Molecular function (GO): DNA-binding transcription factor activity, RNA polymerase II-specific; RNA polymerase II cis-regulatory region sequence-specific DNA binding
Source: RefSeq, a predicted model, not a curated record
UUAAUAGUACAUAUUGGAAAGGAAGACUACCAUUGAAUCACAGGAUAAAUAGUAAAAAUUCGGUAAUUGGGAUCCUGAAGAAAAUCUUCCAAAAUGAAGGGGGAGGAAGUUAAUGUGAGACAGUGGAACCGGGAAAGAGUAACUCAGUCUGGUCAAACACUACUACUUUCUAUUCCAACUUAUAUGACUUCUCACAAGCUCUUUAGGGAUGAGAAACUGGAAAAGCAUCGCAUAACAGCAUAGGUUGGGGAUCUAAGAAGUCUUACACUUGAACCCUUCUUUCCCCUUGGCUCCUUGUUGGCUGUGUCAAUAGGGACAAGUUACUUAGCCUAAUUGUUGUGUCUUCACCAUGUUGGGUAAUCUAGAAGAGUUCUUUCUUCCCUCAAAGUUAUCAAGUGUUUAUACUUCUUCAGAACGAGCCUUCUUGAGGGAUAGGAAAGAGGUAGGUCUGGAACUUCCUCACUAUUAUUAAAAAGUGACAUAAAAUUCCUAUUGUCCCUGGAACCUCAGAGGAAUUGGAAAGGGGAGGUGGAAGCAUUCCCAUUCUGGAACCAAUGUGAAGACUGAUUUAUUUUUAGAUGAUCAAUUCUGAAUUGUUUUUUAGAUGUUAGGCUUUUUAGAUUCUGAAUUCCUUUGAGAGCUUGAAGAAUAAAAUGGAAGAUCUCAAUCAAUCGUAUUCCAAGACUAAGAUACAAGCAGGGAUAAUCUUAGAAUUAGCAGGAAAUUAUGUGUUUAUGUGUUCACUACUCUCAUGCCUCCUGUUUCAUCCUGGACUCAUUUGUUUGUGGUCCUGGUACCGUUGGGCCCAUUUUGCAUUUAUAGGUGACUGUGACAUCAGGCAAUUUAUUUUAUUCAGUUCUUAUACACCCAAUGUGGAGUUCCUGUUGACUUUAUCCUCCCCACUUAACAGCGCUCCUGCUGUGUCUUGUUUGUCUUUGUUUUUAUCUGUUCUUCCCCCCUCUCAGGUGCCCAAGAACAGCCCAUGGAAAAGUUAUGUGAAGAGGUGGUGAUUAAGGUCAUACAGCAGGAGUGGACAUGUUUGGAUUUCCAACAGCUACCCUGCUGGACUGUCAUGGAAGAUAUGCCCAGAAUGUAGCAUUUUUCAAUGUGAUGACAGAAGCUCACCACAAAUAUGAUCACUCGGAGGCUACAGGAUCCUCAAGCUGGGAUUUCCAGAACUCCUUCAGAAGAGAAAAGCUGGAACAAAAAUCUACAGAUUCUAAGGCACUACCCGAAGACCCAUCUGGAGUGAGACAGAAGGUCUAUGAUUGUCAGGAAUGUGGAAAAUCCUUUAGGCAAAAAGGGAGUCUAACAUUACAUGAGAGAAUCCACACUGGUCAAAAGCCCUUUGAAUGUACCCAUUGUGGAAAGACCUUCAGGGCCAAAGGAAAUCUUGUUACACAUCAGCGAAUACACACAGGAGAAAAGCCUUAUGAGUGCAAGGAGUGUGGGAAAAGCUUUAGCCAACGAGGUAGUCUGGCUGUUCAUGAGAGACUCCACACUGGACAGAAACCUUAUGAGUGUAUUAUUUGUCAAAGAAGUUUCAGGAAUCAAAGUAACCUUGCUGUUCAUAGACGAGUUCACAGUGGUGAGAAGCCCUACAGAUGUGAUCAGUGUGGAAAAGCCUUCAGUCAGAAAGGAAGCUUAAUUGUUCACAUCAGGGUCCACACAGGCCUGAAGCCCUAUGCUUGUUCACAAUGCAGGAAGAGUUUCCACACUAGGGGAAAUUGUCUUCUGCAUGGCAAAGUUCACACAGGGGAGACACCCUAUCUGUGUGGCCAGUGUGGAAAAAGCUUUACCCAGAGAGGAAGUCUGGCCAUGCACCAGCGAAGCUGCUCACAAAGGCUCACUCUUUGACCAUUCUCUGCCAAGCAAGUUCUCGUUAAGAAUAAAGUGUACAGACUCCUCUAAAAUAAGCAACCUAUUAAAUUCAUCUAAACGAAUGGAAUCUUUCAGAAAACUUGUCAUUGGGUAGGGCCAACUGACUUUCCCUUUCUCCCAAAUCUGAAAAAAUAAAUGUCUUAUUAUCAUUAUCA